AUGGGCUGUUGCUUCAGAGCUGGACGACAGGACCGGCAAGAUUCAUUCGAAAUUGGCGUCGCGAAGCUGGUGCAGGUGUGCGAGGGCACCGUAACCAUGGGCAGCAGCAGCCGCGGGGAGUACGGCUGCUCCGUGGACGAGCUGCGCACUCUGAUGGAAUAUCGUGGAGCGGAGGCCCGAGAGAAGCUAGACAUCGAGUAUGACGGAGUGGAAGGCCUGUGUAGGAGGCUGAAGACAGACUCCAGCAACGGGCUGCCUCAGGACAAGGACGAGCUGGACAGGAGGCGAGCUGUAUUUGGUGCCAACGAAAUUCCGCCGCAUCCGCCGAAAUCGUUCCUGCAGCUGGUUUGGGAGGCGCUUCAGGAUGUGACCUUAAUUAUUCUGCUUGUCAGUGCCAUUGUAUCCCUUGCGUUAUCAUUUUAUCGACCACCUGAUGAUGGCUUAGGAGCCGGUUCCGAUGACUCUGAGCACGAGGCCGGUUGGAUCGAAGGAGUUGCAAUCCUCAUCUCAGUCGUUGUAGUCGUUCUUGUUACUGCUCUGAAUGAUUAUACGAAAGAGCGCCAGUUUAGAGGUCUGCAAGCGAAAAUUGAAACGGAGCAUAAGUUUGCUGUUAUUCGUGGCGGUGUGCAGCUGCAGAUUGUCGUUAACGAGCUAGUCGUAGGAGAUAUCGCCCAAAUUAAAUACGGUGAUUUGCUUCCCGCGGAUGGCAUACUUGUGCAAAGCAAUGAUCUUAAAAUUGACGAGUCUUCAUUGACGGGUGAAUCGGAUCAAAUCCGUAAAAGUCCUGAAUUUGACCCAAUGCUUCUUUCUGGUACACAUGUGAUGGAGGGAAGUGGCAAAAUGGUUGUUACGGCGGUGGGUGUUAAUUCUCAGACAGGAAUUAUCAUGACGCUUCUUGGUGCCGCAAAAGACGUUGUUGAAGAGGAGCGGAAAGCCGCAAAACGCGAAGGUAAUUCAGAUUUUCCACUCAUUUUGUGCGAUAAAUUUUGGGAAAUGCACUGUGGCAAGCAACAUGACAUUUUGUCGUAUUGCAUCCCGAGAAUCUUGCGUAUUCCGUUAAUGGAUCGCGAAAUUCGCCUACCUUCAAGGUAUUGUGGCAAGGACAAGAGGAACGCGCCAUGUACUGUCGCAAGUGCACGCUUUCUCCACGGAGACGCAGUAGCAGCUGCAGGAGUUGAAGAUGGAACUGCCCAGGCUCUUCUAACAGAUCGUAAGUUUAUGGUAUCUUUCGUGCCUUUCAGCACUCAAUAAAU
Molecule: messenger RNA, 1253 nt
Organism: Gongylonema pulchrum
Lineage: Eukaryota; Metazoa; Nematoda; Chromadorea; Rhabditida; Gongylonematidae
Source: the annotation of a GenBank genome assembly